CGUUUUACUUCUAUGUCAAAUAGGUAGGUAGCAAAAUAAAUCAAAACACAAAUAAACAAAUCAAAUAAAGGCCUGUUCCUGUUGAUUUUCGGGAAGAUGUCUCCAAAAAUUAUCUUGUUAUUCAGUGGUAAAAGGAAGUCUGGAAAAGACUUUUUGACUGAUCAUUUAAGACACAUUUUAGCAGAUAAGUGUGAAAUAAUUAAAAUAUCUCAACCUAUCAAGACUCAUUGGGCUAAAGAGAAAAAUUUGAAUUUGAACGAAUUGCUCAGUGAGGGUGAAUAUAAGGAACAAUACAGACUGGAAAUGAUAAAAUGGAGUGAGGAAAUGCGAAACAAAGAUUAUGGCUGCUUUUGUAAAGCAGCUUGUGAAAAUGCUGCUAUUAAACCGGUGUGGAUUGUAAGUGACAUUAGACGUAAGACAGAUAUACGCUGGUUCAAGGAGACAUAUGGGGACAUCAUCCGAACAGUGAGAAUAACUGCAGACGAUCGAACUAGAAAGGAAAGAGGCUUUCAAUUCCAGGUUGGAGUUGAUGAUGCCACUUCAGAAUGUGAUUUGGAUGAUUACAAUGAUUGGGAUGUGGUGGUUAACAAUGGAGAAGGAAGGGAUUCUUUAGAAGAGCAGUUGGAUAGCAUAUUAAAAUUAGUGUCUAAUUUAUGAUUUAAAUGCAUAAUAAAUGGUUGUGUUUGCUAAAUUAUUUGCAAAACAAUAAAAUUAGCCGGAAUAAGUUAAUUUUAUUGUUACUUUUGUGGUGGCAUGAGAUUUAUGUUUUUUAAAUAAAAGUAUAUUGAUGAAAUAAGCGCCAUCUGUUGUCGAAUUUUAAAACAUAGUCGCUUCCGUUUUUUAUUUUACAAUUACAAAACUAGCUUUACAAUAUAGUGCAUGGUUAUAGACAUUGUUUAAAGAGUAAAUUUAUAUUUUGGCA
Molecule: messenger RNA, 922 nt
Organism: Bombyx mandarina (wild silkworm)
Lineage: Eukaryota; Metazoa; Arthropoda; Insecta; Lepidoptera; Bombycidae
Gene: Mpk
Product: phosphomevalonate kinase
Biological process (GO): cholesterol biosynthetic process; isopentenyl diphosphate biosynthetic process, mevalonate pathway
Cellular component (GO): cytoplasm
Molecular function (GO): phosphomevalonate kinase activity
Source: RefSeq, a predicted model, not a curated record